AUGCCCGCCUGCUGCGGUGGCGGUGGGUCUGAGCAAGCCCCGGGGAUGCGGGCGGUGAUGCUCACCUGGUUUCUCUCUCUGGGUCUUGCAGCCCCCCCCACCGUGCGGAUCGUGCACUCGGGCCUGGCGUGCAACAUCGAGGAGGAGCGCUACUCGGAGAGGGUCUACACCAUCCGCGAGGGCGAGACGCUGGAGCUGACCUGCCUGGUCACCGGCCAUCCUCGGCCACAGAUCAGGUGGACCAAAACAGCAGGAAGUGCCUCUGACAGAUUUCAAGAUUCGAGUGUCUUCAAUGAAACCCUGAGGAUAUCCAACAUCCAGCGACACCAAGGAGGACGCUACUACUGCAAGGCUGAGAACGGCUUGGGUUCGCCAGCCAUAAAGUCCAUAAGAGUGGACGUGUACUAUUUGGACGAUCCAAUAGUAACAGUCCACCAGAGCAUCGGGGAAGCAAAAGAGCAGUUUUACUAUGAGAGAACGGUGUUUCUCAGGUGCGUUGCCAACUCCAAUCCGCCUGUUCGGUACAGCUGGCGACGCGGCCAAGAGGUAUUGCUGCAAGGGUCUGAUAAAGGAGUGGAGAUCUACGAGCCCUUCUUUACCCAGGGAGAAACGAAGAUCCUGAAGCUGAAGAACCUCCGACCUCAGGACUACGCGAAUUACAGCUGCAUCGCCUCGGUGAGGAAUGUCUGCAGCAUCCCUGACAAGAUGGUGUCCUUCCGACUCUCUAAUAAAACAGCGUCCCCUUCAAUUAAGCUUCUUGUGGAUGACCCGAUAGUGGUGAACCCUGGAGAAGCCAUCACCUUAGUCUGUGUGACGACGGGAGGGGAGCCAACCCCCAGCCUGACGUGGGUGAGGUCUGCCGGCGUCCUGCCUGAGAAGACAGUCCUGAACGGCGGCACUUUAACGAUACCUGCCAUCACGUCAGAAGAUGCUGGCACGUACAGUUGCAUUGCCAAUAACAAUGUUGGAAACCCUGCAAAAAAGUCCACCAACAUCAUCGUAAGAGCCUUAAAAAAAGGACGGUUUUGGAUAACCCCUGACCCAUAUCACAAAGACGACAACAUCCAGAUUGGGCGAGAGGUGAAGAUCUCCUGCCAGGUGGAAGCCAUCCCCUCGGAAGCUUUCAGCUGGUUUAAAAAUGGACGUCCCUUGCGAAGCUCUGAGAGGAUGGUCAUCACACAGACUGACCCUGAUGUUUCACCUGGCACCACAAACCUGGACAUCAUUGACUUGAAAUUCACUGACUUUGGGACAUACACAUGUGUUGCGUCUCUGAAAGGAGGUGGCAUAUCGGAUAUCAGCAUUGAUGUCAACAUCUCCAGUAGUACAGACCCCCCCGCCGUGGAGCCCACCUUCCUGGAGAUUCGGCAAGGCCAAGGCCGGAGCAUCACCAUGAGCUGCCGGGUCCUGAGGGCAUAUCCCACGCGGGUCCUCACCUAUGAGUGGCGCCUGGGCAGCAAGCUGUUGCGCACCGGCCAGUUUGACGUGCAGGACUCCACCGAGUACACCGUCAGCAGCCUCUCCCGCGACAGCUACGGCAUCUACAACUGCAACAUCAUCAACGAAGCGGGCGCUGGGCGGUGCAGCUUCCUCGUGACAGGCAAAGCCUACGCUCCCGAGUUCUACUACGACACCUACAACCCCCUGUGGCAGAACAGACCCCGCGUCUACUCCUACAGUCUCCAGUGGACCCAGAUGAACCCCGAUGCUGUGGACCGCAUCCUUGCCUACCGCUUAGGGAUUAGGCAGGCUGGACAACAGCGUUGGUGGGAACAGGAAAUUACAGUGAAUGGAAAUAUUCAAAAGGGAGAAUUAAUUACCUACAACCUAACUGAGCUGAUCAAGCCAGAGGCGUAUGAAGUCCGUCUAACGCCCAUCACCAGAUUUGGGGAGGGGGACUCAACUAUUCGGGUCAUCAAGUAUAGUGCUCCAGUAAAUCCACAUCUACGAGAGUUCCACUGUGGGUUUGAGGAUGGGAACAUUUGCCUUUUCACUCAAGAUGACACGGACAAUUUCGACUGGACAAAACAAAGCACUGCCACUAGAGACACAAAAUAUACCCCGAACACGGGGCCAAACGCAGAUCGGACUGGCUCCAAGGAAGGGUUCUACAUGUACAUCGAGACGUCGCGCCCCAGGCUGGAAGGAGAAAAGGCCAGACUCGUUAGUCCUGUUUUCAGUGUCGCUCCAAAAAAUCCCUAUGGAGCUACGAACACAGCCUAUUGUUUCAGCUUCUACUAUCACAUGUACGGACAGCACAUAGGAAGCUUGAAUGUUUACCUGCGGUUGAAAGGUCAGACUGCGAUAGAGAACCCUUUGUGGUCUUCAAGUGGAAAUAAGGGGCAGCACUGGAACCAAGCUCGUGUUAAUAUAAACCCCCCGACUUCAUUUCAGCUCAUAUUUGAAGGGAUCCGGGGCCCUGGCAUCGAAGGUGAUAUUGCUAUUGAUGAUGUAUCAAUUGUGGAAGGAGAGUGUAUGAAAUCAGACCAACCGGCCAACAAUUUACGAUCAGGUGCUGUUGGGACAUUAGCGCAUAUACGACUUAUCCCAGUUAUCAUCCUCAUGUCUGUCUUAUGUCAUCAGAGGUGACCUUAUCCUGGCAGAGGCUACAAAAGAUUCACCAGGCACUGGCAUGAAGAAAGAGUCUUUGUAAAAUGGACAUUUAAAAACAAACUACCAAAGAUUCCUCCACUGACUGACUCAAAAGUUAAAUAAAUACAUAAAUAAAUAAAAAAAAAUAAUUAAAAAGCACUGGGGACAUAAAAGGCAUCACAGGAGUGUAACUCACUAUGAACCACGCGUGAGAACGAGAUCUGGCCUAAGUAAGGAAGAGACCUUCAGGUGCUUUUGUGGUCAAUAAUGAAUACAGCAUCAUCUGGUUGAACUCUCGGAAAAGAGCUAUAGAAACCCUUGUCAAAGCACAAAGUCAUGGCUGGUUUUGUUUCAAAUGAAUAGUUUGCUUGUUACCAUGGAAACCUAAUGGCCUGCCAAAAAAAAAAAAAAAAAGGAAGGCAAGAGAGAGGAAAUAAAAACAAAAACAGAGAGAGAGAGAGAGAGAGAAACACCUCACUGUAAACAGGGUAUGUGAAGAGCUGGCAUUCAUUUUCCCUUCAAGAAGGUUUUUAGUAUAGAGGUAAAUAAAUGUAGGCCCUUUCUACUUUGGCUGUCACCUCCCCUAGAGAAUAACCCUAAAUCAGAGCUGUUUUAAGACAUUUAUGUUUCAUUUCUCAUGGCUAUGCUUGAUAACUGUAUGCUGUCUCCUUUUGCAUGCAUUACUAUCCAGGAUGUGCGACCUGGGCUUACAUAUUACACAGGCUUAUCGGAG
Molecule: messenger RNA, 3325 nt
Organism: Charadrius vociferus (killdeer)
Lineage: Eukaryota; Metazoa; Chordata; Aves; Charadriiformes; Charadriidae
Gene: MDGA2
Product: MAM domain containing glycosylphosphatidylinositol anchor 2
Exons: 15
Coding region: 1-2589 (862 amino acids)
Biological process (GO): nervous system development
Cellular component (GO): membrane
Molecular function (GO): protein binding
Source: RefSeq, a predicted model, not a curated record